AUGCUUAAUUUAGAGAAACUCAAUACGGGUCUCUCCCGCAUUGUGAGUGUAAAGACGUAUCCCACUACCAGGCGACGGCAUCUCCCACGUGAUACGCGUGGUCGUGUCUUCCGUCUUGGUGUACUCCACAGUAAAGAAAUGACAGAAGCGAUGUUAUUACGUAAUAGACGUGGUUUUGUAAAUAGUCAAGUGAAUACAGUUGCUCAUGCCCCAUCACUUUAUCAUUGGCUUUUUCAUCGCUGUGGUGUUCCCUUCGCAGAGGCGCGAACACUCGCUGAAACAGGUGGUAUCAGCGCUAAUGGGAAUACUAUUGAUCGUGAAGGAUUGGAGAGACAAUGUAAUUGGGUGGAUAUGCAGAAAAUGGAUAUUCGUAUUCGAGUGGAGACGGCCUUAACAGGAAAAACAUCUGCUCCUGAUAAGGAUAAUAAUAAUAAUAAUAAUAAUAAUAAUAAUAAUAGUGGUAGUGGUUCAUCAUCCAUUAUGUGGGUACCUGCGUUAAAACGGGCACUACAUCGUCAGUACUUUUUGGUAUAUUUACAUCCAGGCAUUUCUAUUACAUCGGAUCAAACAGAUCCUCGAAGUUUUGUUCAUCGACUCACCCCACUCAUAGGAGAAACGGCAGGUAUUGGUAUGAAUAUUCUUCGACCUAUUGGUUUUAUGAAUGGAAUGAAAGGACUUGGUCUUGCCACUAAUGAUGUUUCUAUGGUUCGUUACUGGAAUAAUGAAUUCCUUGGAAACUAUGGUGUGUAUGAUAUUCGUUUUGCUCGUGGUGUACCAUCAGAAGUUGUCCAUAAUCUCGCUAUGGAAAUAAAUAAGGAUCUGGAUGCGGGUAUUCGUAAACAACUUUCAAAGGAUAUAAAGGUACCUUGUACCUGUACGGUAGAGCCUGUACUAGAUCUACAAAAACAGAAUAAGAAACAACAAUUACAAUCACAAUCACAAUCACAACAUAGACGUGAUGUUGUUUCUGAACUCUAUCGUAUUCCUCUUCAUAGUGAACGAUUACUUAUUUGUACACCAUUAUUACCUUACCGUGUAGCACGAAAAUUGCGACGGGCAGGUGGUGUAAUUACAUUAGUACGCUCUGGCCCGUUUGCAUUACCACCUUCACUUACUACAACGAAAUUACGGCCAUUAUCCCCACAAGAACUUGCUUUAAUGUUUACAUUUGAACGUAAACUUAAAACCAAUCGAGUUAUACUUAGUUUACGGGAAUUUGACGCUGAUGAUGGUAGUGUACCAGAAGUGACAUUGCCAUCUGUGUAA
This is a messenger RNA of Trypanosoma theileri, 1266 nucleotides long. RefSeq lists its product as uncharacterized. The coding region runs from base 1 to 1266 and encodes 421 amino acids. The transcript has a single exon. The record is from RefSeq and is a predicted model, not a curated record. Lineage: Eukaryota; Euglenozoa; Kinetoplastea; Trypanosomatida; Trypanosomatidae.